Molecule: messenger RNA, 597 nt
Organism: Fusarium verticillioides 7600
Lineage: Eukaryota; Fungi; Ascomycota; Sordariomycetes; Hypocreales; Nectriaceae
Exons: 4
Coding region: 1-597 (198 amino acids)
Source: RefSeq, a predicted model, not a curated record
AUGGGCUUCGAAACCAGAAAUUUUGGCAAUGUUAGACCGGACGCAGAGUUACUAGACAGUAUCGACUUCAGUGGCAAGUUCAACUGGAAGGUCAUCCUCAUCCAGCCACACACUACAUCGCAUCCAAUUAAGUCCACUUUGACGGACUCCAACCUCUCGUUUCCGGCGACACCUAGUUCACCUGGAGAGCUCCAAUACUUUCCUCUCACUACAGUACACUCAGUAUCUGGCCAGCCGUUUUGGUAUCAACUAACCUUUUCUCCCGUCACUGUUGACCAAACCAAUCUACGCUGCGACAUUUAUACCAACAGUCCCAAGGGGUCUUUUAAAUUUGAUAGAACUACUAAAGAUUACCUUGAAAAAGAGAUACAGGAGAACCUACUAGCUUUUGAGAACCAGUACAAGCAGCUUAUCACUUCUGGAGAAAAGGCAAUUGGCAACGGCCACCAAGCAAACAUUGCUGCUGCGGUCGAAAUUCAUCGGCGUCAGGAGGCGUUGCGAGGAUACGAAAUUAAGCCCGCUGCGCUGAAGCAGCAAGAUGGUGACGAAAAGCUCUCGAAAGCCGAACGAAGCCACGUUAGCUCAUUCUCACAUUAG